UGGAACGCUUAUACUUACUAAACACGCAUUUUCACUCAUAAUACUUAUUUUACCAAUUAUCCGUUAUAUUUUUGAAGGAGCAUGAUAAUCAACAGACUAAGGCCGUCAAUGAUGAAUCUUCAAUUGACAUUACUAGAAUUCGUAUUACUUUCUAGAAUUGUAAUGUCUCGAUUGACUUUGGAUAAUGUUAACAUAACAAAUAUUAUAUAUCAGUAUUCGUCACUAUGCGGGCCUAACUACGCAGAAAACAAGAAAACAAUGUACUUUCCACAAAUAGCAGAGGAAUAUAGUAUGUGCCCGGUAUGUUAUAACGAUAACAGUUGUUAUAUUGACGACAACUGUUGUCCUCAGCAAGGAUUGAAAUACAAAAAGACGAAGUGUUUGAAAGCAAUUGUUCAUUUACCAAAUAAUAUGUCAUCUUUUGGAUAUGAAUAUGAAAUGGUCAAUACAUGCCCCUACGGAUCUGAUUUGUCCUACGAAUGUACUAAGCCACGUGAUAUUUACGAUUCAAUAAGAUAUCCUCCAGUAACUGAUCGGACAUAUACGUCGUUUAAAAAUCAGUUUUGCGCUAUGUGUAACGAUAUUAAAGAGUUUAUCCCCUGGAAGAUAGAUAUACCAUGUGACAUAAAAUAUGACAUAUUUUCCACUGUAAACGACAUUGUCGAAAAAGCACUCAAGAACAAUUGUAUAAUAUCGUUUUUUCCAAGUAAUAAAAUACGCAAUAAUGUGAAAAAAUGUAGUGGUCAUCAGUUUAUUGAAACUUGCAACGUUACAGGGACGUUGGAUAGUUAUAACAAAGAUAUUGACUUUGCAUGUCAAACACUGAAUAACCCUUUCCCGCCAUACAAAAGUAUCUUUUGUCACAUGUGCAAUCCUCCCGAAAAGACAAGUGCGCGAAUGAUCACUUCAUGUAAUGAAACUGGACUUUGGACAACAUACGCUAGGGAUAUAGAAAAGGCAUGUAAUGAAAACGUUUAUGUUGAAACGACCUUUCCUUACAAAAAUAUAUAUUGCUACAUAUGUAAUACAAAUGAAAGCGUGAUAAUGAGAAAUAAAAACUUGUACACAGUGGAUAUACCCAUAGAAGAUGUGUUUACGUAUAACUGGUACAAUGAAAAAGAACCUGUGGCUCAUGAGUGGGGGUAUGUUCAUGAAAGUGGGAUUAGAUCCACAGACGUCACAAAAAAUUGCAAGAACCUAUACAGAAAACUGAAGUACAAAAUUGAUUGUAAAGUUCCCAUUCCGUUUAACUUAUUGAAUCACAAUAUGUCAAAUCGACUGUUAUCUCAAGUUCAGUCCUAUCAUUGCAAUUUGACUGGAAAUGAUGAUCAAUAUAGAAAAAUUACCUUGUGCAAAAAGGACAGAAGGAAUUUAACAUAUUGUGAAGCCGAUAGUGAGUUUGACUUACAAUGGGCUUGUGAAACCCAGUCACGCGGGAUAAUUAUUCAAAGUGAAAAACUAUAUUACCAUUAUACAGUAUGUGGAACCCAUCUGAAAGAUUUUUUAGUUUAUGAUGAUGGCAUACAAUUAGAUAUAGAGCAGUAUGUUAAGGAAAAUUUAGCUUGUGAUUUAUUUAACUGCAUGGAUGAUCGCAAAUUAUACCCUUUACAGUACAUCUUAUGUAAUUGCUGUUCUGAGGUUUGGACCUAUUCACCUGGUGGUGGUACUUGGGAUAUAUUUAGUCGCAAAUACUUCACUCCUAACUGUAAACUGAACGAGAUUUAUGAUUCUCUAAAGCAAAGAUGUCGCCAAACUGACUGUUUCCUAGGAAAACAAUUGACAGGAGAUAGUUGUGAACAGAAUUUACCAACAUCGUUAUAUUCUCCACCACUGUCAUAUGUUUUUCCGUUCGGGCUAACAUCAAGCGAUAUCCAUUCAAAAAUAACGCAGAAUUUACAGAAUGAUUUAAAUGAAAUGUUUUCUAUUUCAACUUCGAUCUGUAUUAAACCAAAAACCAAAUCGAGUUCCUACUUUGUUCAAAUUGAUAUUCUGAUAUUGAGUAAUACAUUUAUUGUAGAUAUAGAACAGAGACUAAUAGAUUAUUCUUCUCGUCUAUUUAAAAGUUCGGACAAAAUGAAUAUAACUGUAAAAUACGAUUAUCAGUCAAUUUUAACUAAUGAAAAUACAGAGUUUGAAAAUACUUCUGCUUGUGUAAAAAGGAAUCGAUCUCUAAUAUCUAAUUUGUUAGUGUGUCGACAUGUUUUAUUUACACAACGUGAGUAUAGAUUAUCCACAAAAGACAAUGAGAUAAUUUUAGACGACUACGAUGCAAAGUUUAGGUUUUAUGAAUAUCAUAUCGACUCUGAGAAAAACUUAAGAAUAUGCAUUGAGGAUUUUAAUCGUAUUGUGAACUUAGAUGACAAAAACGACGUUGUAUAUUUGGCAAUAAUGAUAACAUGCACUGUUAUUUCAGUACUGUGUCUUUUGGCGACAUUAAUAACGUACUGUUUAUUUUCUUCACUUAAAACUCUACCAGGAAAGAAUAUAAUGAGCUUAGUGUUUUCUCUUCUUGUUUACAAUAUACUUUAUUUGAUAUUGAUAAUCGUCGAUGACACCGAUACAACAGUGUGUCAGGUUAUCGGUACAGUUAUUCAUUUCUUUCUGCUAUCUACCUUUGCAUGUUUUACCAUGGGUACAGUUCAUAUGUUUAGAAUAUUUGGCCAUGACAGUCUUUCGUCGACACUAAAAGCUAAUCAGAGUAAUUAUACUUUUAAGAUAUAUACCGCUUCCGCAUAUGGCUCUGCAGCUGCAAUAGUAGUCAUAAACAUUAUCGUUCUGCGCAUUAACACAGGAACCUUUACUGGGUAUGGUUAUAAUAACAAAUGCUUUAUUUCAAAUGUUCAGAGCUUUAUUGCCACAGUUUUAGUACCACUAGUUAUAACCUUUAUCAUAAACAUGAUAUUAUAUUCAAUAACGACGUACAAACUAUACAAAAAAAUUUAUUCGAAGUCGGCUAUAUCUGCAGUUUCUAAAACAAAUAAAAAAGAAAUAAGCAUCUUUAUUAAACUUUUUACAACAACUGGUUGUUCCUGGAUUUUGUUGCUUAUUAAUUAUUUCGUCAAUAAAACACCAAUAUCAAUAGCGAUAGCCGCUUUAAAUGGAUUUCAAGGACUUUACAUUUUUAUAGCUUAUAUUUUCAAUGAACGUAUAUAUCGGAUGUACAAAUCUAAGAUAAUUGAACUGACUGCUCAAAAAUCGCAGUCAACAAUUAUGACAUCACUUCCACGUUCCCAACAAACUAGUUCCGAAAACGAUUAUGUUUAAAACUGUAGAUAGCAAUUAGGAAAAUAAAAACAGGUGCCGCUUGUAAACAUACUGCAUUACUAUACUUUAGAAUCAAUCGAAAUCCUCAUUUUGAAGUAGAAGUUUUCAAAGAGAAUGGAAUUAUCUCCUUUUAUGAUAUUUUUUUUUCUUUUAUGUAUUUUCACACAUUUUUUUUUAAUGAAAUGUUAUAUCGUAUACUAAUUUGAAUAAAAAUGUCUAAUCUUUA
Messenger RNA from Mytilus californianus (California mussel), 3490 nucleotides. RefSeq lists its product as uncharacterized. The record is from RefSeq and is a predicted model, not a curated record. The transcript is spliced from 2 exons. The coding region runs from base 82 to 3264 and encodes 1060 amino acids. Gene Ontology annotation, biological process: cell surface receptor signaling pathway; G protein-coupled receptor signaling pathway. NCBI's taxonomy places the organism in Eukaryota, Metazoa, Mollusca, Bivalvia, Mytilida, Mytilidae. Gene Ontology annotation, molecular function: G protein-coupled receptor activity. Gene Ontology annotation, cellular component: membrane.